CAAACGCUGUAUACUCAUAACAUACUUCACUCUAGCUUCUUUCUAAGUUGGUUUCCGUUCAAGAAAUAAGAAGAACAUAUGAAGAACAUAUCACAAAAGAUGAUUACUCUUCGCCUUCCUAUUCUCGUUGCUUCCAUCUUUUUCCAUGUCUUUAUCUCGUCCUCCUUGUUUGCUACGCCUAGUUUUGCUGCUAGAGUAGGUCACUCUCUGGUGCAAGAAGAGGUCACAAAGCUUCCACAGUUUAAGAAGUACUAUGAGGAGCCGGAGCAUCCAGAAGAGCCUGUAUUGCCGGAGGAGCCGGAGCAUCCAAAAGAGCCUGAGGUACCUGAGGAGCCGGAGCAUCCAAAAGAGCCAGUGUUGCCUGAGGAACCGGAGCAUCCAGAAGAGCCAGUGUUGCCUGAGGAGCCGAAGCAUCCAGAAGAGCCUGAGGUACCUGAGGAGCCGGAGCAUCCAGAAGAGCCUGUGGUACCUGAGGAACCGAAGUAUCCAGAAGAGCCGGAGCAUCCAGAAGAGCCGGAGCAUCCAGAAGAGCCGGAGCAUCCAGAAGAACCGGAGAUUCCUGAGGAGCCUGAGGAACCAGAGGAGCCAGAAGAGCCAAAAAUUGGAUAUCCGUCGUGGAUUCCGAGCUUUCCGUUUCCCGGUGGUAACGGUGGUUUUCCGAAGACUGAAAAGGUAAAACCUACGGCAACGGUUAAAGAGGUUCCCAUGAAAAGCACUAGUGUUUCUGAGGAAACUUCGAGUGAUCUGAACAAGAAGCCAUAGAUCAAUUUGGCUGAAGAACGUUAAAAGGGGGCAUUUAUAUAGUGAAUGAUCUUGCUUGAUUAAUGAUAAUAGAGUAUGUGUGUAAUAAUAGUUUGGUUUGUGCUAUUAAGUGCGAGGCAGUAUACUUAUAAAUUAGAACAUGUCAUGUGUGAGUCUCUACUCUCUAACGCUACGAUCUUGAUAUAGUCUUGUACUGAGUCUCUCUUGUAACUAUCAGUAAAUCUAUAUUUAUGUGGUCUAAAAAUUAUAUUUAACUA
Eutrema salsugineum is the source of this 1019-nucleotide messenger RNA. Its product is annotated as sporozoite surface protein 2. NCBI's taxonomy places the organism in Eukaryota, Viridiplantae, Streptophyta, Magnoliopsida, Brassicales, Brassicaceae. The coding region runs from base 79 to 762 and encodes 227 amino acids. The record is from RefSeq and is a predicted model, not a curated record. The transcript has a single exon.